AACUAGUCUCAAAACUAUGAACUUAUUUUGUGUUUUCAUUUCGAUCGCGUUUUCGUUGAUCAUAGUCACUGAUUGUCGAAUUGACAAUGGAUUAACUUCCAAACAAUCAUUCUCAUCAAAUUCACUAACACAUAUGAUUAAGCAAUUUUGUGGCCUGAGACCAAUUGAUUUUAGUUUCUCGGGUCGUAUCGUCGGUGGUCGGGACAGUCAACGCGGUGAAAUACCUUUUUAUGCAACAGUCACAGAGUAUAAAUUUUUCGGCUCUUUGGCAACUAAAAAGUGCGGCGGUGUAAUUAUUGGAUCACAGUGGGUUUUAACUGCAGGUCAUUGUGCCCCAGGCUGGUUUGGGUCACUUAAGGUGACUCUUGGCGAUGCAAGUGACAAGCAAACCGUUUCGGUUAAUCAAACAUUCGUUCAUCCAAAUUUCAACAGAUCUACACUUAAACACGAUAUCGCUCUGUUGAAAUUACAAAAAAACAUUCAAUUUGGUGAUAACAUUCAGCCAAUUUGUCUACCGGAAUCAGGUGAGGAUGAAUUAUUUUAUGGACGAAUGGGAACUGUUUCCGGUUGGGGAAAACUAGAACCAAACACAAAGAAAUUGCCUGAUAAGCUGCAAGUGACACAAGUUCCGAUGAUAAAGUAUGACAAAUGCCAAGAAUCGUAUUCGGAGUAUAAUAAAGAGGUAAAGAUUCCUGAAUCGUCUUUAUGUGCUGGUUUCCAGGAAGGAGGAAAGGAUGCAUGUUUUGGUGAUUCCGGCGGCCCCUUGAUGAUCAACAUGAAAGGCUAUUGGACGCUUGUUGGUAUUGUCUCAAACGGCAUAAAAUGUGCCCAGCCCAAACUUCCCGGUGUUUACACCAGAGUGAGCUAUUAUCUAGAAUGGAUUGAGAAAACAAUCAAAUGA
Messenger RNA from Panonychus citri (citrus red mite), 901 nucleotides. Its product is annotated as serine protease filzig-like. The record is from RefSeq and is a predicted model, not a curated record. Lineage: Eukaryota; Metazoa; Arthropoda; Arachnida; Trombidiformes; Tetranychidae. The transcript is spliced from 2 exons. Bases 17 to 901 code for a protein of 294 amino acids. Gene Ontology annotation, biological process: proteolysis. Gene Ontology annotation, molecular function: serine-type endopeptidase activity.